AUGGCGCGCUUCGCUGCGGGGCCCGAGGGAGUCGGGCAGUGCGCCGCCGACCUCUCCGACGACGCGUCGUACGGCUACGAGGAGGAAGCCGCGCCGUUCCAGGACUUGCUAGGCUUCCGGCCGCCGGCGGUGGCCCCGAUGCCGCCCCGCCUGCCCGGCGCCGCGGGAGGCUGCGCAUUCCAGCCGCCCAGCGGCAUGAAGCCGCCAGCGGGAGGCUGCGCAUUCCUGCCGCCCGUCGCAUUCCAGCCGCCCAGCGGCAUGAAGCCGGCGGCGGGAGGCUGCGCAUUCCAGCCCCCCGGCGGCAUGAAGCCGCCGGCGGGGGGCACCGCGAAGAAGCUCAGCCAGAAGGCGCUAGCGGCGCUCGCUCUCCGCCGUCCAGCCUCGGGGCCUUCGACGAAGGAGCUGAGAGCCGACCUGGCGAGGCUGCGGCAGCACCUGGGCAGGGCGUGCCCGCACUUCGGGAAGCGAGGUGUGCUGCAGUUGGCCGCGCCGGCAGGCGAGGGGGGCUCCAUCGCCGACGCGCCGCCCCGUUUCAACAAGUACGCCGGCUGGGCGGAGUGGCAGAACGCGGUCAUACUGUGGGUCAACGUGUGCGGCGGCUCUUUCUCCAAUUCCUUCACGCACGGAGGGAGCCAGGUGAACUGGUACGUGGGCGGCGCGCGCCCGACGGAGAAUUCACCUAUCGUGCAACGGCUCCUCGGCCUGGACAGGACGAAGCGCCCCCCCCACGUGCUGAUGUUCGCGCGGCCCACCGCCACCGAGCCCUACGUGAACUGCGGCGUCGUCAAGUACGUCGCUCACGACGCCCGCAAGCAGGGCUUCGAGUUCACCUGGCGGCUCCGCGACUUCGGGGCGCUGAGCAAGCGCCCCGACUUCCGCCGGAUCAUGGACGCGCAGAGCCCGGGGCGAGCCGCGUCCAGGGCCGCCGUCAAGUGGGCCUAG
This is a messenger RNA of Prorocentrum cordatum, 942 nucleotides long. NCBI's taxonomy places the organism in Eukaryota, Dinophyceae, Prorocentrales, Prorocentraceae. The record is from the annotation of a GenBank genome assembly.